UUUCUUCUGUUUUCACUUAAGAGCGUCUUACAGCCAAUAUUACACUACUAUUCGUAAUGCAAUUUCUAUAUAAGUUUCUAGUAUUCGUUUCGCUUACAUAAUUUUCAGCGAUCCGGCAAGCUGGUUGGCAAAAAAGUUGAAGAAACGAUCAAUCGCGCGCCUUCUAUGUACUUCGCGUAACAAUCGACUAACUGAAACGUCUCGGUAACAGGCAUGAGAUAACGCGGCUGAUCGAGAAACGAUUCCGCGUAAGAACCACCGCCUUUAGCCGAGGGGCAAAAACCAAAACGCUUUCGCGGGGCCAACGUUCUCAAGUACCGUUAUGUCACUCGAUUGUGCCGCGAUCGAUACGAUCUCGACGCCAACGUUUCGUUUCAGUGAUCAUGGAAAGCGUGAAAUCGGUCGUGCGGCACGUGGCGCGAUUUGUCCUAGUUAUCGAUCGUUGUCCUUCGACUCGUGAAUUCAUCGAUCAGAGAUAAAUGCGUCGACGAAGAUGUAAAUUCGUCGUUGGAAGAAUAGCGAUUCGAUUUGUCGGAGUAAAUGGUUUCCAAAUAGAAUUUGGAAAUUUGUAUGUACCUUCGGCAUACUAAGAUCUCUUAAUCUACAAACUUUUCUUCCAUUUAUCCAUGAAAAUGAUCAAAUUUUUUUAUGAUAAGGCAACUCUUCGUGCAAGUAGAUAUACAAUACAUUUUUUAAAAGAUAAAUGGACAGUUUAGUUUGCAACGUGUUACAGCUCGAAUCCUUAAACGUCAACAAGAUCUUCCGAUUAGUCCAAACAAGUAUUUUAGGGUUUUAGGGAUGAAGAACAACGAUCCAAAAUAUUUUCCGAACUAAGCCACACAGCAACAUUGCAACAUGUAGAUAUUUCGGGACGUAUCAACGUUCGUAUAGCUCAUAGAACCACUUUAAACCAAUAUAACUAAACUAAUCAAGUACCUUUAAAUCAAUUUACUCAACGUGUACAUUAAAUUGAAAUACUCGUCUCGAUCACUAAAACUGCCCAUUUCAUCAUCCACUUUAACUUUUCAUUCGAAAAAGCUUCAGAUUAAUUCCAUUAACUUCGAAAACCCUCACUUGCUAUCUAUCGUUACAUUUUGCCAAUCGAAACGCGUCGAUUUUCGAAGCGGCGAUACCACCGAGAUCCAUCGACUGGUGAAAUCUUCGAAAUCGUUGCGAAAUCCCUUCGAUCUCCGGCAUCUGCCUUCUGCCUUCCGAUAUCCCUUCUGCUUGGAAGAAAAUUCGCGACAGAGCCGAGUGGGAGGAGCUGGAUAAAGCAGCCUCUGCCGAAGUUUACCAACAAACGAUCGACAUCGAUAUCGGUGAAUCGAAAGCAUCGGAAGCAUGUGGCGUGGACCGGUCGUCGUGUUGCUCCUUCUCGUCUGUCGCGAUUCGCUCGAAGCUGGUGGUCGCGACGACGACGCAAGUGUGGACGAGUUGUUGCGUCGAGAAGUCCGUGAACCGGCAUGGUCGGUCUUCGCCACGGAAGUCGAGGAUUUGCUCGGAGAGGGAAACUCGCCGGAAAAAGAGAAAACUGGCAAGAAGGGCGGGAAGAAUGCGUCUGGCAAAUCAGACGAGGGCGGAUACUACAAAACGUACGGCAGCGACGCUGAGGGCGAGAAGGGUUACUUGACGGCAACCUACAGCAAGGGCAAUCACGGCUAUAAGAGCCUCGACACCUUCCACAAGCAGGAUGGCGACAAGUACGCAUUCGAGAAGCACGUUGCCUACGGCAAAGCGCGUGCUGACAAGAAAAGUAGCCACAACGACGAGGCAGCCUCUCGUUCCAGGAAAGCCGGUGAUCACGAGGGUGCAGAUACCAUCGUCGAUACCCAUUAUGCAACCAACGAGGGCGAUCAUCACGACGGUGGCAAAGAACACGACGCUGAAGCCAACGAUCAUGGGAGCUAUACUCACGAAGAUGGCGCUCACUAUAUGGCUCAUGGACCAGAAUCUUCGAGUUAUGGACAUAGUGAAAGCUACACGGAUGGAGAGGGUGAACAUAGUUCUUACGGAAGCUACAGCUCCUACUCGAGAGGCUCCGGCGACGAACACGGUGGUGACGGGGACCAUUACUAUUAAUCCUUUGCCAAAUGGCUGAUGUUUAGUUGUCCGAUUUUCUAUGGAACGUAUUAUCACGGCAAAAGUGCCUAAUUUCGAGACCAGAACGGUGUAAGUGGAAAUGACGACAAUUAAAACGAGACAAAGGAAGCAAGAAGUGAUAUUUUGUAUAGAUAUCGUCGUCAGCGUAGAAUGAUAUUUCCUUUGACGCAAAGUUGUUUUGAAAAUUGUCCGCGAAGGAUUAAAAUUGGCCAAAAUGAAGUUGUUAAGUUUUUGUUUAUGGCUGCUGUAUUUCUAGUAUUAGAUAUUUAAUUAAUAGACGUUAGAAUUUAUUUUUAGACAUGUUGUGUACAAAUAUAGACAUAGUUUCUUCCUUAGAGUGUUUAUUGCAAAACUUACUAAUUUAUAAUUUACAAUGUUGUUUCUCUGAUGGCAUAUCUGUUAUAUUAAAUAAUAAAUUAUACGAGCUUAUUCAUUUAAUAUCGUGUAUUAGAAAAGAAGCAAACGCAAGGAAAUAAACGCUCGAUACAGUACUAGAUAGAACUUUUCAAACGUAUCCAAUUAUAUUCAUACGACGUUCUCGAGCAGCAGAUUUACGUAUCGAGCGAAAUUCGGAAAAUCCGCUACGUAAAAUGUAAAGCGUGAUAUUUCAACAGCAAUUACUGACAAUUUUUUAAAUUAACGCGUCGAUGUAGAAAAAAUUAUACAAAUUGGACGAAAAACGUAUAAACGAUGGGUUGGACGCGACACACCGUUCAACUUCGUGUCAUCAAUUAAGAAUCGAUCAAUUAAAUCCGUAUGAUUAUAAGAAUAAUCUGGAUCAAACGGCUUUCGACAACAACGAAUAUCGUAUCAUCUGGAAAUGAAUUUUUGCGACGUACUCGUACAAUAUUCUUAUUAAACGUUUCAUAAUUAAUACGUCGGUAUCUGUUUGUUUACGACGUUAUCAAAAAUCGAUCGAUACGGUUUGAUGUAAUCGCGCGAUCGCAGACACGAAACAACUUGUUAAGAGACGAAUUUUCCAUGUGUGCAUUACGCUCGAACUGUCAAUGCUUGCCAUUGUUACUUGACAAUAAUACGAACACCAAUUAUUUUAGAAAUGCAAUGCGCGCGCGCGUUCGUUGUGUAACGAACACAACGCGUAAUUUUGAUGCCAUGCAAAGGUGGCGCCUUGUUAUUACGAAAUUUAAUGAUAUUACGUUUGUAUCGCAUUGAUGAGCCGAUCUAAAUUGCAAUUGGUCAUCGUUCGCUGUUGUUCGUCGAUGCUCGUUACAUUAACGUUCCUAUAGGCACGCUCCAUUAUUGGCCGGGUAAUUUGUUCGAGAUCCAUAUCAUCGUGUCAAGUG
Messenger RNA from Bombus pascuorum, 3404 nucleotides. RefSeq names its product filaggrin-like. The coding region runs from base 1342 to 2079 and encodes 245 amino acids. The transcript is spliced from 3 exons. Lineage: Eukaryota; Metazoa; Arthropoda; Insecta; Hymenoptera; Apidae. The record is from RefSeq and is a predicted model, not a curated record.